Messenger RNA from Podospora pseudocomata, 1526 nucleotides. RefSeq lists its product as uncharacterized. Gene Ontology annotation, molecular function: carbonate dehydratase activity; zinc ion binding. Lineage: Eukaryota; Fungi; Ascomycota; Sordariomycetes; Sordariales; Podosporaceae. Bases 1 to 513 code for a protein of 170 amino acids. The transcript has 4 exons. The record is from RefSeq and is a predicted model, not a curated record.
AUGUCCGCCAUCCAAAAGAACGUCGAGCAGACCUCCGAGUCGUACUCUGCCUCUUUUACCCAAGGGCACUUGGCUCUGCCCCCGGCGAAGAAAUAUCUUGUCUUGACUUGCAUGGACGCGAGAAUUGACCCUGCGAGGGCGUUUGGGAUUGAGCUUGGUGAUGCGCAUGUUAUCCGCAAUGCCGGCGCCAGCGCGAUCGACGCCCUCCGCUCCAUCGUCAUCUCGGAGCAGCUCCUCGGCACGAACGAGAUCGUCCUUGUCAAGCACACUGGCUGUGGGAUGCUGACGUUCAAGAAUGAGGAUGCUUAUGGGAUUGUUGAGAAGAAUCUUGGUGAGGAAGCCGUGGCUGAACUCAAGGCCAAGAACCUUGACUUUUUGCCUUUCCCCGAGCUGGAGAAGGCGGUUGAGGACGAUGUGGCUUUUCUGAAGGCGAGCAAGCUUGUGCCUGAUAGCGUGACGAUUAGUGGGUGGGUUUAUGAGGUUGAGAGUGGGAAGACGAGGAGGGUUGUUUAAAUGGAGUUCUGUCGUGGGUGGUUGACGUUUGGAGUUGAGGCUGGGUAGGGAUUUCGUGAGGGGUGGGAGUGAAAGCAAGUUUUGUUUGCGUUUGAAUUUUAUUUGAAUUCUGUGUGAAGCGCCUGACUGUGGCUGCACCCAGCCAUAGUCACCUACCUAUCAACUAACACCGGGCAGGUCGUUUGAAUCUAAGAUAGGGUAAAGACUGACGAGAGUUCUUUUAAACGGUGCAGAUUCUUUGGGAUUCCUCCUUCAGCUUUGACUAGCAUGCAAUGCAGAACUUCCAGUGAAGGAAAUUUGACGACCACAAGCGUGUCAUCACGAGGAUGGCAAGUCACCGAGUCCACCAUAUCUUGUACCAUCCACUGCCGGAAAAUGCGGGUAGAUAGCAGCAUUCCAGGGGCUGACUUUAACCCAAUCGCUGCGCCUGACCCAUGGGAAUCACUUAACGGGACAUGGAAUUUGAUCUGUCUCAAUCCGAUGGUGGCCGCGUUGUGGAAAGAAGACCGCUUUGUUCUGCGCUUUCUCCGUUUUGAGCCCCAUCAUACACGCGGGCUAGCCACUAUCGUCACCCGGUUUCAGUGGCUCCCAGAGGCAGUCAGCACGAAGAACAUGCGCAGACAGCUAAGGGCUGAUCCAAAUACUCGGGAACAGCCGGUCCAUUUCCUGCGCGUUCGACUCGAGUCUGGUAACGGGGGGCCAAUUCGGGAGCCUCUGGAUAGAUGCCUGAUUGCAAGGCCAGUGCCCCAGGUGGACCCCCUAACUCCGGUUCUCUGAUCGAAUUUCAGACCCUUAUGGAAGAUGCGCACAAGACCAGAGUUGCGCUGGAAGUGCAAUGGGUGAUUCUUUGUGCUGCAGCACUGUGUGGUGCUGAGCGUGAAGUCUACAGGCCCUUUGAGAACAUCGAGUGCUGCGCGCCGUCCUCUGAGGGGAGGACAAGAAGAAGGAUGAGACGGAGGACGAUAAAGGUUGGGACGAAGAUUUGGACGAUAUCUAUCUGUAUGGUUAGGACG